This is a messenger RNA of Aspergillus ibericus CBS 121593, 757 nucleotides long. RefSeq names its product DNA-directed RNA polymerase core subunit RPB8. The coding region runs from base 128 to 562 and encodes 144 amino acids. Gene Ontology annotation, cellular component: RNA polymerase II, core complex; RNA polymerase III complex; RNA polymerase I complex. The transcript has 2 exons. Lineage: Eukaryota; Fungi; Ascomycota; Eurotiomycetes; Eurotiales; Aspergillaceae. The record is from RefSeq and is a predicted model, not a curated record. Gene Ontology annotation, biological process: DNA-templated transcription. Gene Ontology annotation, molecular function: DNA-directed RNA polymerase activity.
CACUCCACCACGCCUUCUAUACCCACGCACUCUCGCAUCCUCGGAUCCCAGAAUCGGACAAACCCAGCAGUUGACUCUAUCGCGAAAAUUGGGCAUCCAUUGAACGCUUCAAACCACCGCCGCAACCAUGUCCGACCCGUUACUCUUCGAAGAUACCUUCACGAUCACCGCCAUCAACUCGCAGAAAUAUGACCGCGUCUCGCGUCUGAGCUGCAACUCCACCGACAACUUCACUCACUUCACCCUCGAUGUGAACUCCGAGCUCUACCCCUGUGCGGUCGGUGAAUCCGUCUCCAUGGCCCUGGCCUCGACGCUCUCUCUGGAUGGCAAGGACGAUUCUGGAUCGAAGGGCUGGAGGGAGGUUGGAAUGGGCGAGCAGACCCUGGCCAAUGACUACGACUACGUCUGCCACGGAAAGGUCUACCGCUUCGAGGAGGGUUCCAGCCAGGGAAACAUGGCCGUUUUCAUCUCCUUCGGUGGACUGUUGCUUUACCUGGAAGGUCCUUACAAGAAGCUGGCGCCCCUGAGAAUCGACUACGUGUAUCUGCUCCUGAAGAAAUAGAGGAAUUCCGCGAACCGUCAAAUUUUUGUCUCCAGAAGUAUGGAAUCUCCCGGAUAGUCAGAAAAGUCUGUUUGCAUUGAUUGGGGUACUUGAUUGCAGCGCCGGCGUUUGAUUGGUGAUUGGGUAUAUCAAAUAGAACAUUAAACAUUUCUCUACAACAAUGGUCUGAUUCAUAUCUCGAGUCAGUUGUAGCUC